UACCAUUGGAACUGGUCUUCGGCAAUGGAAGAUGACGUAAAACGGGUACUCGAGAACACAAGUACGGUCAAGUCCAGGGUCUUCCGUAAGCUAGCGUCACUUUGGCGGAAACAGCUGAUGAGGAAACUGUAAACAAGGUCCCAGUGUGCGGGUCCAUGCUCUAGUUCAGGCGGUUGUCAUUGGUGUUUUGGCAGUAACGUUUAUUUUAUACAACCCAUGCUGAUUCUCAGCGGGUUAAAAUCGCAGUGAAAUACGAAGAAGUGCACCGCGAAACACUGUACCACAGCGACAAGAAAUGGGGAAGUAAUUAAGGGAGCUGCUGUGCUGGGGAGUUAAAGCUGAAGUCUACAGAAACAAAGAGCGUUUGUACGUGACAUGCUUGAGUGAACCACCUGCAAUAGUGCAAUGCUUUCGACUCACUCACCAGAGAACUGGCCUGAACCGAAAGAAGUGAAACAGUGGAUAACAAGCAAGAUAGCACUGUCACUCAAAGCCCUGCAGAAACGCUGCGUUACGACAGACACCGUGGUGACCAGCGAGGAUGCCGAUGCCAAUUUGUUGUGCUGUGCCCUGGAGGCAGUGUUUGUCCAUGGCAUUAAGAGCAAGUACAUCCGAGCUGAGGGCAGCGGGCGUGGCCGCAAGCCCAGUGGCCGGGGGCCCCUCCCCCAGCCAGUAUUUUGGACCCUGCUGAAGACUAUCACUCAUCGGGAUGUGAUCCUGGAGCUGGAACAGCUGAGCUUCAUCAACAGCGAUGUCGGCCGCUGCCGGGCCUGGGUGCGUCUGGCGCUUAAUGACGGCCUGCUGGAGUGCUACCUGGCCUCUCUGCUGCGGGAGGACUCCAAGCUGACCAGCUACUACCAGCCCGGUGCCCUGAUGCUGGAUGCUGAGGAACGGGAGGUGCUGCUCAGUUAUCUGCAGGGCCUGACCUCGCUUUCCUUCCAGCUGUCCUAUAAGAGCGCCGUGCUCAACGAGUGGACCGUCACACCGCUGGUACUGGCUGGCCUCUGCCCCGCCAUCAGUGACCCCCAGGACGCUCCGCAGCCGCCCCCGUCCACUGGGGUUGCCCCCCCGCAGACACAGGUGCGCAAGGAGUCCUGGGACACGGCGUCGCAGUCCUCCGGAGGCUCGGACGCUGUGGAGGUGCAGCAGGGGUUGGGGCACAGGAGGGGCGCGGGAAGCAGGGGCCAGCUGACGUCCUCCAGCCUCAGUCUGGACACCAUGGGGUCCUCGCAGCUCUCUUCCAGCCUGAGCUCUGACAGCCUGCUGCAGGGCAAUGGCCACAAGAGCCCAAGCAAGGAAGGAUGGCCCACAGAUCUGGGGAGGACGGCUGCUGGAGAGGAGCACGGGAAGGACCAGCAGCCGAUGUCUCUGGUGGAAUAUGAGGACGGCGUGCGCUCCAGUCAGGACUCCACGCAAGAGGACUCCUGUCUGUCCAGCCUGGCCCCAGACCACUUGUCGGAGGCUGCGACGUCCAGUGGUUCGGAUGUCGAGAUGCCCAUUGCGGCACCGUCUACCCCCGAACCCUCCAUGCUCGCCCAGGAUGAGGAAGCGCCUGAGGAGGAGACGUCCGCUGCUGCCCCCGCUGUGCCAAGUGACCCCCCAGACACUGAAGAACUAGCUCCCCCACUCGUCACUGAGGUAUCUCCAGAUCCCACCCCGGAGCCUGUGGGACCCAGCCAUGCCAGGGAGGACCUCAGCAGGAAGGCGUCUGUGGCCUCGCUCCACUCCCCAACCACUGGCCAGCCUAAAUGGUCCUGGAUCUCUGAGGAUGACUUCUACAAGCCUUGCCCUCAGGAUGAGAUAGAGUCCGAUGGGGCGCCGCAUACCGACACGGACCUACCAAACGGAACGCUCAUGCCCCCCACACCCGUGGAGGCUGAGCCGACUCAGUCCCCCCCCAGCGUGGUGCACCGCAGGCAGAUCGGCCUGUCCAAUCCCUUCCGUGGGCUGUUGAAGCUGGGCCACCUGGAGAGACGUGGCACCGUGGGCCUCUGGAGGACUUACUACUGCGAGCUGUCACCCUUUGAGCUGCGCUUCUACCUGGAUGCCGAGGAGCGUUCCUGCUAUGACAACUGUUCCCUGCUUCGCUGCGAGGACGUGUGUGUGGCCACCGCAGAUGGCCGCUUCGAGCUGGCCUUCCCCGGCAAGCGGCUUCUCCUGCGGGCGCCCUCCCACGACGAGGCCGAGGACUGGGUGGACCGCAUCGUGGAGGCCGUGGCCAAAUGCCGGCCGUCCCGCCGUGAUGAGCAGCAGCAGUCGCCAGAGGCCAUCUCGCCGCAGGACACCGAAGCCCCCGUCUCCUCGCCACCCAUCCUCAAUGACGCCUCCCCUGAAGAACCCGAGCUUGACUGGAUGCGGCCCACGGAGCUGGAGCCGGAAGCCAUCAAGGAGGCAGUGUUGUACCUGUCCCAGGAUGACCGGUCCUGGAUGCCCUUUAUCUUCUCCCUCUCCUUGGAGGCGCUGAAAGUCUUCCAGGUGCAGGAGGGCCGCAAGGCCCUGCGCUUCACCCAUGCCAUUGAGUCCAUUCGGGAUGUGGUGCCGGACACUUCUCUGGGCAGCCCCGCCUUCUUUCGGGUGCUCACGGCCCGGAACACCCUCAAGCUGCGGGCCGAGAGCGAGGAAGAAGCUCACUCCUGGAGGGGACUCAUCCGGGUGGCCCUGAACUCCUACCUGGAAACCUGUGACGGCAGCACAGCCGCCAGCGCCCCCACGGGGAGCGGUAAUGCGCACAGGCUGGUGGAGCACAGCCUCAGGGAGGACGGGGGGCUGCUGGCCCACCUCUACAGCGUGCCCACCGAGAAAGGGCUGGACGCUCAGAACUUCAGGUGUGCAGGUUGCUCCCGACAAAUAGGCUUCUCGUUUGGGAAGGCCAGGCUGUGUGAAUUCUCGGGCCAGUACUACUGCGAGUCCUGCCACCACGGUGAUGCUGUCGUCAUCCCCUCCCGCAUGGUGCACAACUGGGACCUCAUGGUGCGAGAGGUCUCAUGCCCAGCCCUGAAGCUGCUGGCCACAGUGUCCCUGGAGCCCCUGCUGGACCUAGAUGUGCUGAACCCGGGUCUAUACCUACAUGCGGAGCCCAUGGCACGAGCGCACAGCCUCCGGCAGCGGCUGCGACUGCUGGGGGACUACCUGCUCACCUGCCGCAGCGACGCCAUCAAGCGGAUCUGCCCAAAACUAGAGGAAAGGAACUACCUCCUUGAGACCUCACAGCUGUACAGUGUGACCGACCUAUGGCAGAUUGCAGAUGGGCAGUACGAGGCCUUCCUGCAGAACCUGGUUCAGUUUGCCUCCAGCCACAUCUACCAGUGUGACCUCUGCACGCAGAAGGGCUUCAUCUGCCAGAUCUGCAAUGCCGGCGGUAUCAUUUUCCCGUUUGAGUUCGAGACGACCACCAGGUGCAAAGUAUGUAAGACUGUGUCCCACACAGCAUGUAAGACCCAGUCACCUUCCUGCCCCCGCUGCCUGCGCUUGCAGAAGUACCUGGAACGUGAGAUGGAGGACUGACAGGCCCCCUGGCUACACGGCGCCCCCCUCAGUCAGCCUCCGGAAGUGCCGUAGUGUACAUUUCGGCUGUGCGCCCCGGGGUGAACGUGGCCAGCCAAGCCUUAUCUCCAGAAGCUCCAAGCUGCCAUCUGCAUGGAGGAAGGGACAGGAGGAGAAAUCAGACCCCCCAGAGUGCCCCUCCUACGGGAGAGUUUCAUGCUCUAACUGCACGUUACCUCUUGAGUAGUCAGAUGCUAAAAGGGGCUUUUGGGAGUUUAGGAGACUCUCAGGAGGGAACCUGUCCUCACACUACACCUUCAUCAUGUGAUGGGUCUGGCCUUCAACUCACUGACACUUUAGCGCAUAGGAAAUGGGCACAGCGUUUAAAGCUUAUAUGGUUUUUCAUCUGCUUUAUCCGUAUGAAAGCAAAAACCAGGGAUCUUAAUUAAAACUUGCAAACAUUAUGCAACUUCUGUCUUGGACAUAUGAAGACUGUCUUAGGGUAGCAAAGCAUCCCAUGCAGCGCUGACUUCCUCGGCGCGUUUUGUCUCUGCGUGUCCUUUUGUACUUCAUUCAUACUUCGCAACUUGUCGGUGAGGCAGAAUCACUCAGGCUGCCCCGUAAAGUCUGUGUAAAGUCUCCUCCAUCUGUUGAAAGGUGGAGUAAAUGUUAUGUUAUUGAAGGUUUUCUAGUUUACAGAAGGGUGAUGUUAGGCUUUUUAUUUUUAGCAAAGUGUUAAUCUCAGUUUCUCGUGUUGUUUUUAUUUAUUGCCGUGUCCUGUUUUUAACAAUUUUUCUCACCUGUUUCUCAUAGAUGUUCACCAAGGUUUCAUUGGGAUUAAACACCUUUAAUUAGAAGGGCCAGCACUUAAUCUAUUCAAACCCAUGCAUAAUGUCAACAGUUGAAGACUGUGCCUUUGAACCUUGAUUGUUUUACAUUUGUCACUUUAUUCUAACAUGAUGCACAUUGAAUGUGGUGCUGUUCAGCAUGCAAUUUUACUUACAUUUACAUUGUGCCAAAAAAGGGUAAAAACAGGAUAUUUGAAACUUCAAUUGUGCAGGUGUGUAUGUGUGCACACUUUGUGGUGAAUGUUCAUAUUGCUCAGAAGAAAACCACAUUUGUAUUUUUAUUUUGCAUUUGUCUUAAGUAAUUUUGUUGCUUACUUGUAUAUAAACCAGUAUGAAACCUUUGAAUAAUUAUUUUUAUUCCACUUAGGUAAAAUGUAUUAUUUUGAAAGGGCUUCAUCCAUCUUCUAAGCGGAGAAGGAUGUCAUUCUGGUUUGCCACUGUUCUGUCAUCUUCUUAUUCAGUUAUGUUUCUGAGUCUGUUUUGGACAGCAACUACCAUCCAGACUAAAACAAUUACUUAAAACGCAGUUUGAACUUCAGUUUUGUUCAUUGUGAAAGCAUGCUUCCAUUGUCAGACGUGUUUCUUUUGACUUGAAGUGCAUUCAGGAUUACAGGUUCUGCGUCAAAAUAAGUUUUGGAGACAAGACUAAAUGGGCAAAUGGAACUCUGUUUUCACAGUUAUCAAAAAUGAACUUCCUGUCCAGAAAGCUGCAGCAUGUGUACUUAAAGGGGUCUGCAAAACCUUAAUUAGCUUGGUGAAGUACUCUGUUAGAGAAUGCAGUAGAUCAACGCACCUUUGCAAUGGGUUAAAUAACCUUUGAGUGAAUAUGGUUAGCAGGCAUUGUUCUAGAUCAGUGUUUCCCCAUCCGGUCCUUGGGGGCAGCCUGUCUGUCCAUGUUUUCGCUCUCUCUGAGUUUCCUACCACAUAGUCCAGAUUUUUGCUCCCCCGCCCGGAUUGAAAAACACUCUUCUAGACCAUUCAGUCCUUGGUGGAAACUUGAUGAAGAAUUGGAGUUGAAGCUUUUAAUGUAUUGGUGAUACCAGUAUGCCUGACUGUGUGACCUACAGACCCAUAUCCCUGCAGAAGGCCUAGCUGCCAAGGGACUCCUGCCCUUCCCAUAACAGAAACACCAAAGAUUCUCGACGAGCCAGAAAGGACAGAUACACAGGGUAUAAAUGAAGCGCACACGUGGUCUUAUUCCUGGACCAAAAUAUGUUUAAAGGGCAGACCUGGCUUGCUUUAGGCUAUGGAAGGAAGUGAAUCUGUGUAUAAACUCCUAUUGCCUGUUGGAAGAACUUGUGUCAUGCUUGUAUGAAUGAGGUAACAGCAUAGCAAAGGUUUGUAUGAGCACUGAUUACAUUUUUUAAUAUAUAUUUUGCCUCUUUUUUAGUAAAGUGGUUAAUUCCAUUUUAAAUAUGAAUAUAAAGAUGUAGGAGUUUUAUUCAUCCUUUUUCUAUUUUACCGUUUCUGCAGCAUAAUCAUGUUAUUUUUCUAUUUUAAUCGACCUCAAAAUUUUUUCUUCUCAAAGCCCAGUAGGGGGCAGCACUCCCUUGUGUAGCGUUUCUUGCAGCCUUGUGUGAGCAGAGAAUGAACUUCGAGCUCCAGCCUGUUCUGGUUUGGGCUGGAUGGCAGAGGAGGUUUGGCUGUGGUUGGUUGCACUAUGUGUGCUUUAGACCGAACGGAAACUGGUCUCUGUCUGCAAGAACGAAAAAGUCUGAUUGUGGGCGGGGCCGUGAAAGGAGUCUGACUGUACUGUUGCAAGUGUGCAAUUUGACUGCUUUGGGAAAUUAAUUUUGUAAAGAGUUUUAUAUUGCUAUUAAAAUCUUGAAAUAUGUA
Molecule: messenger RNA, 6167 nt
Organism: Paramormyrops kingsleyae
Lineage: Eukaryota; Metazoa; Chordata; Actinopteri; Osteoglossiformes; Mormyridae
Gene: plekhm1
Product: pleckstrin homology domain containing, family M (with RUN domain) member 1
Source: RefSeq, a predicted model, not a curated record